GUACCCUAGCCUAGGACCCCUGUCUCAGCAGUUCUUCUACUUGAGAACACAAACCAUAUCUUGAGAGAGAAGAGAGAGAUCUUAAGAGAGAGACUCCUGAGAUAGCUUAGAGAGAGAGAUCAUAUAGAGUGAGAGAUAGCUGAUUUUAGUCAACAUGGGUAGACCACCUUGUUGUGAUAAAAUUGGUGUGAAGAAAGGGCCAUGGACUCCAGAGGAGGACAUCAUUUUGGUCUCUUACAUUCAAGAACAUGGACCUGGCAAUUGGAGAGCUGUUCCUGCUAAUACUGGUUUGCUUAGAUGCAGCAAAAGUUGCAGGCUUAGAUGGACUAAUUAUCUCCGUCCCGGUAUCAAACGUGGUAACUUCAAUGAUCAUGAAGAAAAGAUGAUUAUCCACCUCCAAGCUCUUCUUGGAAAUAGAUGGGCUGCAAUAGCUUCUUACCUUCCUCAGAGAACAGACAACGAUAUCAAGAAUUAUUGGAAUACCCAUUUGAAGAAGAAGCUCAAGAAGCUUAAUGAAGGCCUUGAUGACUCCAAUAUUAAUCAAGAAGGGUCCUCAUCAGUUUCACACUCAAUGUCCAACAAGGGUCAGUGGGAGAGAAGGCUUCAAACAGACAUUCACAGGGCCAAACAAGCUCUAUGUGAGGCUUUGUCCCUUGAUAAACCAAUCAGUUCUUCACCUGACUUGGGCACAACAACGCCGUUAAUCCAAUCAUCCACAACAUCCUACGCGUCCAGUACUGAAAACAUUUCUCGAUUGCUCAAGAACUGGAUGAAAGAUUCGCCGAAAUCUCCUCACGAAACGAGCUCAGAAACUACUCAGAACUCCUUCAACAAACCAGCUGGGACCGGCUGUAGUCCUAGUGAAGGGACACACAGUGCAGCCACACCGGAGGGUUUUGAUUCGCUGUUCAGCUUCAACUCUUCCAACUCUGGUUUCUCUCAGUCUGUGUCCAUGGAUGAGACAGCCAAUUUCCCACAUGAAACUGGCCUCUUUCAAGAUGAGAGCAAGUCGAAUUCGGACACUCAAUUCCCUCUAAAAGUCAUAGAGAAAUGGUUGUUUGAUGAUGGUUCUCAACAAGGUCCAUAUGACAUAAUUGACAUGACUUUGGGUGAAACUGGUCAUGAGUUGUUCUAAACAGAGUUUCAAGUGUUCCUUCCUUUUUUUUUUUUUUCAAAUAGGGGGUUAUAGGCGUUGAACUGAUAGGUAUGUUUCUAGCCUGGGCAGGAAAAGAUGAUCAUCACUCUCAUAUGAGGAGCAAAAAGUGUAAAUUACAAGUACAUCUAAACAUGUAUCAGCCAUAGAAAUAAAUAUCCUCUCGUCUUUUUAGAA
Cornus florida is the source of this 1330-nucleotide messenger RNA. Its product is annotated as myb-related protein 306. The transcript is spliced from 3 exons. The record is from RefSeq and is a predicted model, not a curated record. The coding region runs from base 155 to 1135 and encodes 326 amino acids. NCBI's taxonomy places the organism in Eukaryota, Viridiplantae, Streptophyta, Magnoliopsida, Cornales, Cornaceae. Gene Ontology annotation, biological process: response to auxin.